CUUUAGUUCCCUAGUUAUUUCUCCUCCACCCCUUCGGAAACUUGUUUUUCAUAUAAUUAGACACCUUCACCAUGAAGACUGCACAAUUAUGCUUGCUGGCGUCGAUACUGGCUGGCUUCUGUGCCGCAGAUGCCGACUUGCCAAUGGCAAAUGCGCGCAUGAGAGAAAGGUUAAACGACUUUCAUGGCGCGGUUCUGUUAAAAGACGGAGAGCAGACGUCCUGCGAAAUCGCCCUUAUCUCCAACCGCGCUGGACUGGUCGCAGGCUCAUGCAUCGACAUCGACAAAAACUUCAACGCCAAAAACAUCACCCGAUACUCAGUCAUGCUGGACUCUGGCGGUAUGCCAACUCCUGGUGUAUUCCCUGUGAAGGGAAUCACAGUCCACCCCCAGUUCGAACCGCCGUCGUACGCGAAUAACGUUGCUGUUGUUUUGUUCAACCUCCAGUCGAACAAGCUGUGGGUGAGCUACAUCGAUGCUUUUCCGGGAGAAAACACCGACUACCUGUAUGCACGACGCUCGCUCAGCAAUGUAACUACUCAGACCUGGAACACACCAGACUCCAUUAGGGAUAUAGUCAUUAGUGAGGGCUGCACAAAGGCAGACACGCUGUAUGCUGCUAACAAGAAGGACUUUUUGUGCAACAACAAGACGAUGACGCCACCUAUCAAGGACAUAUGCGCUGUGCCAUACAGCAUUGUAUACGGGCUGAUUAAAACCGAUAUGGUGGCCACGGCGCUAUACAGCCACUCGGUGACCUACAACGACAAAAUGUGCGGGAGCACACGGCAGUUCCACUACUACACUAUCCUGGCAAACUUCUUGAACUGGGCACAGCAGAUCGUACCCGACGGCAUUAGUGCGUUCUCCAACAAUGGAACCAACACCAUGAGCACUAACAUAACAUACGCCAUGAAGGAGCCAAAGAAUCCCAAAGCGGAUGGCGUUAAGGUGUAUGGCGGCAAUCUGUUUGCGCGUGAUGCCUCGGUCGAAGCCUGGAUGACGAACUCAGCGGGGCUCCUCCCCUCUCAAAUAGGGACUGGCGGAAACAGCUUUGCGGGGCCAUCUAAACCGACGUCAACUGAUUCAGCCGAUUCAACCGAUUCAACAGGUACAACCGAUACACCCGCGGCCAGCCACUCUUCUAGUUCGCCAUCCAAAAACCAGAUAAUCGCUAUUGGAGUCAGUGUGCCCCUGGCCACAUUGGUUGGCGUUGCGCUGAUGUUCUACGCCUACAAGCGCUGGAAGAAGCACCACAACACGGUUGCAUGGGAUCCCUCAAACGAGCACAACAACAUCCGGUCUAUUGCGCUGGACUUGGGAGGUGCCAGCACCAUCAUGGAUAUUCCACCGACCUACGACAGCGUUCGCCAGCAAGAAGACGCGCUGACUAACUUUAUCACGGAGCCAAAGUCAUAAAUAAACACACAUCUUACCAGCAUUCU
This is a messenger RNA of Linderina pennispora, 1444 nucleotides long. RefSeq lists its product as uncharacterized. The record is from RefSeq and is a predicted model, not a curated record. NCBI's taxonomy places the organism in Eukaryota, Fungi, Kickxellomycota, Kickxellomycetes, Kickxellales, Kickxellaceae. The transcript has 2 exons. Bases 72 to 1418 code for a protein of 448 amino acids.